AGGUGGUGGCUUCAGUGGUGGGUCGUGCGCAUGCGCACGUCCUCCUCCGUUCAUCAGUAGAUUAUAAGGGCAGCCCGGAGAGCGGAGCGUGGUUCAGUCUACAAUAUCUGGACCGGACCGAGGAGGGCAGGAAGCACAUUUGCAAGGCGGAGGCAAUGGAGGACAAAGAGAAAAAGAAGAAGGAUAAAAACUCCAAGAGCGACAGAGUCACUCUGAAAAAAGAAAUUGGACUUUUGAGCGCUUGCGCUAUUAUCAUUGGGAACAUCAUUGGCUCUGGCAUAUUCAUUUCACCUAAAGGAGUGUUGGAGCAUGCGGGCUCGGUGGGGCUGUCACUCAUCGUCUGGGUUUGUGGAGGGGGGAUCUGCGCCCUUGGGUCCAUGUGCUACGCUGAACUGGGGGUCACCAUCCCAAAGUCUGGCGGAGACUAUUCAUAUGUGACAGAAAUCUUUGGAGGGCUAGUGGGCUUCCUGUUGUUAUGGAGUGCUGUCCUCAUCAUGUAUCCGACCACGCUGGCUGUCAUAGCGCUCACCUUCUCCAAUUACGUCUUGCAGCCGGCCUUCCAGAACUGCCUGCCUCCGUACGUUGCCACCAGACUCCUCGCCACCAUCUGUAUCCUAUUCCUGACCUGGGUGAACUGCUCCAGUGUGCGCUGGGCAACAAGGAUCCAGGAUGUUUUCACUGUAGGAAAACUCCUCGCUCUGGCACUCAUCAUAGUGGUAGGACUCGUCCAGAUCUGUAGAGGUCACUAUGAUGCCCUGCGGCCCAGCGUGGCCUUUGAAUUCAGUCAGGACCCCUCGGUGGGACAGAUAGCGCUGGCCUUCCUUCAGGCCUCCUUUGCCUACAGCGGCUGGAAUUUCCUCAACUAUGUCACAGAGGAGAUCGUGGAGCCACGCAAGAACCUGCCCCGUGCUAUCUACAUUUCCAUCCCACUGGUGACCCUUGUCUACACUAUGACCAACAUUGCCUACUUCUCCUCCAUGACCCCUGAGGAGCUGCUGACCUCCAACGCUGUGGCAGUGACAUUCGGGGAAAAGCUGCUGGGGAUGUUUUCCUGGGUGAUGCCGAUCUCUGUAGCGUUGUCCACCUUUGGAGGAAUCAAUGGAUAUCUGUUCACCUCCUCCAGAUUGUGUUUCUCGGGAGCCAGAGAGGGUCACUUACCCUAUCUGCUGGCUAUGAUCCACCUAAAGAACUGCACUCCGAUCCCCGCCCUGCUGGUCUGUUGCAUUGCCACCAUAGUCAUCCUGUGCAUUGGAGAGACACACAACCUGAUCAACUAUGUGUCCUUUAUCAACUAUCUGUCCUAUGGGGUAACCAUUGCCAGCCUCCUCUACCUCCGCAAGAAGAGACCCAACCUGGCCAGACCCAUCAAGGUAAACCUGUUGAUCCCCAUCAGCUACAUGAUAUUUUGGGCGGUGCUGCUGGGCUUCAGUCUGUACUCUGAACCAGUGGUUUGUGGCCUGGGAAUGGUCAUCAUGCUGACUGGAGUCCCUGUAUACUUUGUGGGUGUUCAGUGGAAGGAGAAACCCAAAUGGGUCUACAGGCUAGUUGAAAGAGUCACAUAUAUGGGCCAGAAGGUCUGUUGUGUGGUGUUUCCUCAGGAAGACCCGUCAGAGACUGAACCCCUCACUGCCUCCAAAGCCACUGAUUGAGCAGUGCAGUCAACCAGGAAUUCCAUUUUUACAUCAACACCUGCACUUCCAGUUUUUGCGUUACAAAAUGUCACAUUGUUUGGUCCUUUUUUGUGAACGGCGAAGAGAUGCUUUUGUCCACGUUCUUGCACAGGUGCAGCCUGAGUGGGGCUGCGUUGAGGCGCCAGUAUAAAAGAAGCGGAUGGUUAUUACUUAGGGCAUUAGCAUGUUAAGCCCUAAAGCUGCAGAAUGUGUUUUUUUUGUUUGUUGGUUUGGUAGUACUGUCCCCACGUUCUCCUCACCAGUAUGCCAAGCUUUCUCUUUCAUACAGAUGUUUCGCUCGUCUUCUCCCUUCUACUCACUCAAGGAAACCCCAUCUGUCGUCUUCUGCUUCACUUCCAAGAUAUUUUCUUCUUUUAUGACUUUAACUAAGUCCUUGAGCUAAUGUGCCUUAUGAAAUGUAUGUGCUGGUAUAGUGUAUUGGUUUGUGCGGGUAUUUUGAUUGUGUAAUAACUUUUUGAGGUAAAUAUGCAAGCAGUUUCUGCACUUAGCAAUACUUCUCUAUUACUGCUGCUACCUUCGGCUCUGUUUCACUAAUUACUCACAUGAUGUUUACUGUGGAUGAGUGUAUCUCUGCCUGGCUAUCUCUGGCCAUUCUUUCUUUACACCCCCUGUUCUGUUUUUUUUAUUUAUUAUAUCACUACUCCUUAGAGUAUCCUUAGAGAUACUGUAGGUUCCUCAUAAUAUUAUUAUUAUUAUUAUUAUUAUUAUUAAUAGAGAUCUACACGACACACAUCUUUCCCAGCAAUAUUUACAGCACAGGAGAGACCAGAGAAUAAUGGGAAGUUUGUGGCUCAGAAAUGAGUAAGUUGCAUCAUUACAACACAUGUCAACAGGCUGUUCUUCCAGGUUUUUAAUGUUCGCCCGUCUCCUCCUUUGGUCUCUGAGUUGGGAAUCUCGAGCCUCUGUUGAGCUUGUUGCUUUGGAAAUGUUCUCAUCUCUGGGAAUGCCACUGUGAACUCUUUCAAGGUGCUUGACCUGCCAAGACAGUUAUUAGAUUUUCAGAUUUCUCACCUGAAAUUAUGAUACAGUACUUACCAUUAACAAGUUGAUCCAGAUUGAUAGAUCGGUGGCUGGCAGCGGAUGUUUACUUGUUCAUGGGCCUUCUCCCACUUCCCCAAAGACGCGUCAUCACUGCAAUUACCCCUGGCCCACUGACUUUUUAUAGAUCAACUGACUUAUUAUGAUACUAUUGACAUAGUGUAGUUAUAUAAUUACAUAAUUGAUUAUAGUCUCAUUGACCUACUGUGGACCUUCUGUGGUUCUGCAGACUCAACAUAUUGGCUUAUUUUGGCCCAAUUGAAAUACUAAGUUGCCCCCAAAUUAUUAUGGCUAAACUGAUUUCCUUACUCAAGUUGUGGUACCACUACCUUAACACAGCAUGGUAAUUUACUGUAAUCCAGGAGAUAUUGGUGUUUACGUGGAAUAGGGUACUCUCUUAUGGCACUUGUUUAUAAGCUGUUUAUGUUGUAAAUACAACAGAACACGAAAGUUUGGGCCAGUGGCCUUUUUUUUUUUUUUUUUACAUGAUGUAAACCAGCAGGUUGGAACUUGGAUUGAACAUUCAGUCAUUUUCCAGGGAAUUUUUCCCCCUCCGCAUCAAAUCCACAAAAAGAGACUCACUCUUAAGACAACAUGUAUGUCUGUCUGCCAUGUCCAGGCGCUGUUAGCUCAGUUGAGAUCUGUAAAUACUGUGUAAAGGAAAAAAAAAAAACUGUUACAAAUGCGCCAUGGACUCCUACAAAGAUCACAUUCCUCAGACACGUUGUGAAACAUUUACAUACUGUACAAUUGAUGAGUGUACCUGUGUGUUUUGUAAAAGAGUGUAAAGUUGUACAAGAAUAACAAUGUAAUUGCUUAUUAAAUUUAGCAACUUGUAA
Messenger RNA from Siniperca chuatsi (mandarin fish), 3568 nucleotides. It is a transcript of the gene slc7a10a, whose product is annotated as solute carrier family 7 member 10a. The transcript is spliced from 11 exons. The record is from RefSeq and is a predicted model, not a curated record. NCBI's taxonomy places the organism in Eukaryota, Metazoa, Chordata, Actinopteri, Centrarchiformes, Sinipercidae. Gene Ontology annotation, molecular function: L-amino acid transmembrane transporter activity; neutral L-amino acid transmembrane transporter activity. Gene Ontology annotation, biological process: D-alanine transmembrane transport; amino acid transmembrane transport; D-serine transmembrane transport. The coding region runs from base 156 to 1649 and encodes 497 amino acids. Gene Ontology annotation, cellular component: membrane.